This is a messenger RNA of Microplitis mediator, 4219 nucleotides long. It is a transcript of the gene NfI, whose product is annotated as nuclear factor 1 X-type. The transcript has 12 exons. Gene Ontology annotation, molecular function: DNA-binding transcription factor activity, RNA polymerase II-specific; RNA polymerase II cis-regulatory region sequence-specific DNA binding. The record is from RefSeq and is a predicted model, not a curated record. The coding region runs from base 1083 to 3143 and encodes 686 amino acids. Gene Ontology annotation, biological process: regulation of transcription by RNA polymerase II. Gene Ontology annotation, cellular component: nucleus. NCBI's taxonomy places the organism in Eukaryota, Metazoa, Arthropoda, Insecta, Hymenoptera, Braconidae.
UUAGUUGUACUGUUGGUGUUCAGUGUGCGCGGUCUCUGUCUCGAAAGACCCGAGAAGAGACUCCGGAGGAGGCAAAGCGCGCGUCCACCGGCGUCUCAGUGUCGCCGCGACGAGCGACGUCGUCUACAGCUCUCUGCUGACGGUCUUGCUUCUGCAACUGCUAACUCGUUAUCUCUCUUCAAUAAAACACCACCAGCUUCGUGUAGUUGUCGUUACUCUACUUUACCAGUACCAGUGGCUCAAGUAUUACUGAGUGUCGUUGAGAUAUAGCCGCCAGUAGACGCAGUUUUAUAAACCCUCUUACUCUCAUUCUCGAUCUCUCCCUCCCUCUCCCUCUCUCUAUCUUACUCUUAUUCUUACGUCGGACUGUCCUCAUGAAUCUUCACUGUCGUGUUUUAGUCAUCUCGCCGACGGACCAUACCGACAUACCCCCUGGUGGUUCGUGUUUUACCCCGCAGUUCUUCGUCAUAUUUUCUUACACAUUUCUUAUUGCUCUUCUUACAUGAAUUGUUAUUAUUGUUACUGCGUCUUUUACCUUUUUUACGUCUCUUCCGUUUUAUUUUUACGGAAAUAAAAUAUAAAUAAAACUUUACAAAAUUUCAUUUUUAUCAGACGGUGUUUAUUUUAUUUUUAAAUAUAUAUAUAUAAAAAAAAAAAAAACAGUGCUAAGAGUGACAGUUACCUUGUUUUUGUUGCUCCAAACGAGAAUAAACCGUCGGAAUAACGAGUAAUAAAAUAAAUAAUAACAGUGGUCGGUAAAUAGACGAACAAGUGCAGCUUAAAUUUAUGAAAAUAUAUUAAGUGGGUGUCAGUGUUAAUAAAAUUAUACUGUAUAGCAGUGAUUCGUAAUUGUAAGGGAGCGAUUGUGUUAACUGAUAAAGUAUUAAUAAGUAAUAAAAUAAUAAAAAGGCGGGAACGCCGAGCAGAUGAGGCCACGAUCAACCUGCGUCCAGGAGGUGGAGGAGUACCGGUGUGACCUGCGUUACGGUUAUUUCGGGAACCCGUGUUUCUGACAACCAGACGAACAGAGAAACAGACGCUCGGUUGUGUGCCACAGCGGCCCAAGUCCUUGCGAAUACUCGAUGGAUGAGUUCCAUCCGUUCAUUGAGGCCCUCUUACCAUUCGUGAAAUCAUUCUCGUACACGUGGUUCAAUCUACAAGCAGCCAAAAGACGUUACUACAAGAAACACGAGAAACGAAUGAGUCUUGAAGAGGAGCGCCAGUGCAAAGAAGAACUUCAAAAUGAAAAAUUGGAGGUGAAGCAGAAAUGGGCCUCAAGACUUUUGGGAAAAUUGAGGAAAGAUAUUACACAAGAAUAUCGAGAGGAUUUUGUACUGAGUAUUACGGGAAAAAGGCCAGCUAUGUGUGUGCUCAGCAAUCCUGACCAGAAAGGAAAAAUGAGGCGGAUUGACUGUCUCCGACAAGCUGACAAAGUCUGGCGGUUGGAUCUAGUGAUGGUGAUUCUAUUCAAAGCGAUCCCACUGGAAUCUACCGACGGCGAGCGGUUGGAAAAGACGGCCGAGUGUGCCCAGCCGGGUUUGUGCGUGAACCCAUACCACAUCAACGUCUCCGUCCGGGAACUGGACCUCUACCUCGCAAACUUUAUUACCAGUCACGAAGUACUAAACGGAAUUUGCAAUGCGAACAAAGAAGAGGAGAGAAGGCGAAAAGGUGGAGGUUACCAUGAACUGUAUAACGGUGUCGUCUGCAACGACACAAUCCUCGCGACCGGUGUCUUCAGCUCCAAGGAGCUUUGGAUGCUUUCAAAAGCGUCCAUAUUGCAUGACCUCAGCGACAUGCAGCCUCAAAUAAACGCGAUCAAAAUAGAGCACCCGCCGUACUACUGCAGCAGCUAUACCCCUCCAUCCGCGGCAUCCGCCGCGGAUCACGCUCAGCCCGCGGCUAGCUUCAGUCCACCACCGGUACACCAGCUCAUAAGGAACGACAAGACUGACAAAGCGCCCACGGUAUCGGUAUCAAGUGCGCCAAGUUUUUCACCGGUACUCAGGCCCGAAGACGGCCACCGCGGAAUCGACUCACCUCAUUCUCAAACAGGGCUACAUUCACCUCAUGAAGGACUCGCCGGAGGUUCAGGGCAGGCCGGAGGUAUGUCCGGUCUUGCCUAUUAUCAACCUGAGCAUCCCGUCUCAAGCGGAGUCGUCAAGUAUCCUGAAAAUGGUCACGACACACUCUCGGACUUUGUCACGUUCGUUUGCCAAGAGGCUGAGAACACUCAGCAACUACCCCAGACCCAAUUAACUGGUCAACGCGCUGGUAUGCAAAAGUUCUCACAGUAUUAUCCGAGUUCGAUGUUGCCGCCACCGCCUCCGGCUCCGAUGGCAAGGCCAGUCGCGAUAAUACGUUCGACGGGUGAGCUGACGGCCACCGGAGGUUCGGGUUCACCGCCAACUUCGUCUUCAUCGCCCGCGGACCCCUCGGAUCUUAACGGAGCUGCCGCGGCCGCAGCCGCACAGAAUCAACAGGACCAGCAGAUGGCAGCCGCCGCGGCCGGACUCGUGGGUUCGAACUGUCAGAGUUCUGUUGACAGUGGACGGAAAAGUCCGACGAGGAUUCUCGUGACCGCUCCUCAUACUAGUCGAGAGUAUACUUUUGCUCACUUUCAUUCGCAGCCCGGACAGCAAAUAUUUACGUACCCUACUAUCAGUUCGAUGUCCGGAGUGAUUUCACCGACGAAUCUCUCCCUCUUUUCAUCACCGGUGUCUGUCACGAGGCCAGUCGCUACCCAGAGAUCGGUUGCGAAUGUACCACCGCGUUGGAACACCGCGCCGUUUAUCAACCUCGAGGACGAUUACAAUAUGAUCGCCCCGAUUAUUGCUGGCACGCCCGGUGAACCACCUUCUAGUAUGGACGAGGAACGAUACUUUCACCCCGUGCACACGAGCAACGUCGUGGACAAAAGCGGGUCCGGGGGUUUGAUGAGUAAUGAACUCGGCGUGAAUCAGGAUCCGUCGACUCAUCAUCAUCAUCAACAACAACAAGCUCAGCAACAUCACCAACAACAACAACAGCAGCAGCAACAACAGCAACAGCAGCAGCAGCAACAACAGCAACAACAGCAGCAACAACAGCAGCAGCAACAACAACAAAUGCAAGAUAAAGAAAGAGCUAAAUCACCUCCGUGACCUUUAGAAAAUCGUUGCGCGUACGAAGAACCAACAACAUUAAGUUCAUCACUCGUAACUUUUUUCAUGCGAGUCUCUUAAGAAAUUCAAUUUAAAAAAAAAAAAAAAAAAGCCAACCGGCACUCCAAUGCUCAACUUUCUUCCCUAUUUAUUUUCGUCUCCUAAUUGUUUUUUCAUAAAUUAAUUUAUUAAUUAAUUAAUUGAAAUUCUUAAUUGAUUAGUAAAUUAAAAAGUAAAAAUAAAUCGUCUAGAUUAAUAAUAAUUUUUUAAAAAAUCCUUUGAUAAGGUAACCCUCUGCCACUAGUCGUAGGUCUUCCAAAUAAAAAAAAGUUAUCCGCGCCAUGUGCUUCCCGGGCGUGUUGGACGUAAUAUCCGAGCAUACACGCACUUACAAAAAUAUAAACGUAAAUUAAAAAAUUAAAAAAGUAAAAAAAAAAAAUUUAUUAAUGACGAAAGAGUAGUUGAGAUGAAUUAUUGCCUUUAAAUAAUUAAGCGUUUGUUAUACAUUAGAUGGCCUCAAAAAAUAAUAUUAAUAUUAAUAAUAAUAAUAAUAAUAAAAUAAAAAUGGGGGACGGAAAGCUGAUAUAUAGUUCUUACUAGUAAAUAAAUUAAAAUAAAAAAUAAACUGAUUGUGUAGUUUGUAAUAAAAAAAGUCAAAAAAAUAAUAAUAAAAAAAAAACAAAAAAAAUGAUAAAUAAAAGCAAUUACUGGUGUUAUUUAAUGCGGUAGCGAUGAGAGACUAACAUUAAUAUUUUUUUUUUAUUUUUUUUUUCUGUGGGUAUUUAAAUAUACUUGGACAACGAUAGUGUGAACAAAUAAUAAAAUUAGAGUCGCGUGAUAUUUGAUAUCAUGUUGAUUAUUUAAAAUAAUGAAUGAAUAUAUAAAUAAAUGAUUAAUAUUUAUAUAAAUAUAUUAAUUAAUUAAUUAUUGUAAUUGUUUAUUACGGUUUAUUGCCUAUUGCUCAGACUAGUGCUUAACACUAGUAAUUGACUAGUGCGUACUAGUCACUCGAGGCUGCUAGUUAGAAAAAAAAAUAUUAAAAUUUAAAAAAAAUACACAUUAAUUAUAUUAUUAAU